AUGGAGCAUCUCACUGCUUCGCUCCAGACUCUGGGCCUCAAUGAGGUGCCUCAACUAGCCAACUUGGCCACCUUCCCUACAUACAACCAGGUCGACAUCUACCGUGCACACAUCGCCGAGCUGCUUGCGCCCAUUACCGGCGUCGCUGCUGAGCAGGUCUACCCUCUGCUGCAAUGGACUCAGGUUCUGGAAUACGGCGAUGUCAUGUUGCCCGUUCCCGCUCUGCGUAUCAAGGGCAAGAAGCCCGAUGCUCUCGCUCUUGAGAUCAAGGAACAGUCACCCCUUGUCCUUCCUCCCGUUGCCGAAAAGACCUUUGUCCGUUUCUUCUUCAAGCCCGGUCCUCUCGCCAAGCUCGUCCUUCCUUCAAUCCUCAAGAACACCACCAAGUACGGUUUCAACCCCAACCUUGGCCUCAAGGAACCUAAGGAUCCCAAUUCCGAGAAGAAGAAGAUGAUCGUCGAGUUCUCAUCGCCCAACAUCGCCAAGCCUUUCCACGCCGGUCACUUGCGCUCAACUAUCAUUGGAGGUUUCUUGAGCAACCUGUACGAGGCUGCUGGUUGGGAUGUUACCCGCAUCAACUACCUCGGUGACUGGGGUAAGCAGUACGGUGUCCUGGCUAUCGGUUUCGAGAAGUUCGGAAGCGACGAAGCUCUUGAAGCCAACCCCAUCGGUCACCUGUACGAGGUCUACGUCAAGGUUAGCGCCAUCGCACACGAAGAGGGCGAGCAGGUCAAGGCUCUCAAGGCAAAGAUUGUCGAGCUUGAAGGCAAGAACGAGUCAGUCGUUGAGCAGCAGGCCGAGAUUGAGCGUAUUGAGAAGGAGGGUAUCGACCAACAAGCCCGUGACUACUUCAAGCGCAUGGCCGACGGCGAGAAGGACGCCCUGGCUAUCUGGGCCCGUUUCCGUGACCUCUCGAUUGUCAAGUACAAGCAGACCUACGCUCGUUUGAACAUCACCUACGACGACUACUCUGGUGAAUCGCAGGUCAAGAACGAGAGCAUGGAGACUGCUGCCGAUAUUCUUGCCGAGAAGAAGAUCAGUGAGCAGAGUGAGGGCGCUGUCCUCGUUGACCUGACCAAGUACCAGAAGAAGCUGGGCAAGGCCCUGGUCAAGAAGAGAGACGGCACAACCCUCUACCUCACCCGUGAUAUCGGUGCCGCGAUUGAGCGUCACCAGAAGUACGGCUUUGACAAGAUGAUCUACGUUGUCGCCUCGCAGCAAGACUUGCACUUGGCUCAACUCUUCAAGAUUCUCGAGGUCAUGGGUGACGAAUAUGCUGAGGUGGCCAAGAAGUGCCAGCACAUCAACUUCGGUAUGGUCUUGGGUAUGUCGACCCGUAAGGGUACCGCCAAGUUCCUCGACGACAUUCUUCGUGAUGUCGGUGAGAAGAUGCACGAUGUCAUGAGAAGCAAUGAGGGCAAGUACGUCCAGGUCGAGAACCCUGAGCAGACUGCCGAUACUCUCGGUAUCUCAGCCGUCAUGGUGCAAGACAUGAGCGGUAAGCGUAUCAACAACUACGAAUUCGACAUCAACCGCAUGACAUCGUUCGAGGGUGACACUGGCCCAUACCUCCAAUACGCACACGCUCGUCUCUGCUCGAUUGCCCGCAAAGCAGAAUUCACACCCGAACAGCUCGCAACUGCCGACUGGUCGCUGCUGACCGAGAAGCACGCUGUGGACGUUAUCCGUUCGCUCGCACAAUGGCCCGACACUUUCGUCAACACAAUCAAGACACAGGAGCCCGUCACUGUCUUGACAUAUCUCUUCAAGAUGACACACAUGUUGAGCAGUUCUUACGAGCAGCUGAACGUCAUGAAGGCCGAGCCUGAGGUCAAGAAGGCUCGUGCAGCACUUUACGAGUGCGCUCGUCAAGUCCUGUACAACGGUAUGAGACUGCUAGGUCUGAACCCUGUCGAGCGUAUGUAA
Molecule: messenger RNA, 1926 nt
Organism: Aureobasidium musti
Lineage: Eukaryota; Fungi; Ascomycota; Dothideomycetes; Dothideales; Saccotheciaceae
Source: the annotation of a GenBank genome assembly